Molecule: messenger RNA, 2741 nt
Organism: Amphibalanus amphitrite
Lineage: Eukaryota; Metazoa; Arthropoda; Thecostraca; Balanomorpha; Balanidae
Product: protein O-mannosyl-transferase Tmtc3-like
Exons: 15
Coding region: 1-2586 (861 amino acids)
Biological process (GO): protein O-linked glycosylation via mannose
Cellular component (GO): endoplasmic reticulum
Molecular function (GO): protein binding; mannosyltransferase activity
Source: RefSeq, a predicted model, not a curated record
AUGUGGCCAGUCUGUCUGCUACUCUUCGACCGGGGAGAUAUGCUGCAUCGCUGGUCGUACCCCUGUCUGCUAGCACUGGCUGUGACGCUCUGCUACCAGAACGCCCUGCACUGUGACCUGGUGUUUGAUGACGUCAGAGCGAUUCACGGCAACCGCGACCUGCGUCCCGACACGCCCGUCUCCAGUCUGCUGAGCAACGACUUCUGGGGAACACCCAUGGAAAAGGAUCACUCGCACAAGUCGUACCGGCCUCUCUGCGUUCUCACCUUUCGCUGGAACUACUUCUUCCACCAGCUCAGCCCUAUGGGCUACCAUCUCGUCAACGUUAUUCUUCAUGGUGUCGUAUGCUUCCUCUACUUCAGGCUGUGCAAUCUGUUCGUAUCGAAGAAGUGCAGCUUUUUGGCUGCCAUGAUGUUUGCUGUCCAUCCCGUCCAUACUGAGGCGGUGACAGGAGUGGUGGGCCGAGCAGAGCUGCUCUCAGCGCUCUUCUUCACCUCUGCAUUCCUGGCCUACACUAGGUCCGUCCGAACGAGAACAACGACAGACUGGCGGUGGAUGUUUGUCACUAUGGUGUGCGUCACUGCGUCUCUUCUCAGCAAGGAGCAGGGCAUCACCAUCGUGGGAGUCUGUGUCGCCUAUGAGCUGUUUGUUGUGCAGAAGCUGCGGCGGUCGGAGCUGCGGUACCUACUGAGGUCACUGGUCAGUGGGAAGGCACCUCCUCCCGGCUGGCUAACGGAGUCGGCACCGCGGCUGACCGCACUGACCGUCACGGGACUCAGCCUGUUACUGGCCAGAGUCAGAGUCAUGGGUGCCAGACUGCCCGUGUUCAACAGGUUCGACAACCCAGCGGCAGCCGCCGGCUGGCCGACGCGCCAGCUGACCCACAGUUACCUAACGGCGGUGAACAGCGGCCUGCUGUUGGCACCUGACCCGCUCUGCUGCGACUGGACCAUGGGCACCGUGCCGCUGGUGACAUCUAUCGGCGACCGGCGCAACUUCAGUCCGCUGGCGGUGGCCGCAGCUCUCUGCCUCCUUCUGCGGCGAGCAGUCGGUGAUUACGAUCGACACUCGUCUGUCAUACUCAUGGGCUUGUCGCUGCUGGUGAUUCCGUUCCUGCCGGCCUCCAACCUGCUCUUCCCGGUGGGGUUCGUCGUGGCCGAACGGGUGCUCUACAUACCCUCCAUGGGAUUCUGCCUACUCGUGGCCGCCGGAUUCCACAAAAUGACUCGAUACAGACGGUAUUCCGCCCUCCUCCGCGUCUGUAUCUGUCUGCUGCUGGUGUGCCACGGCCUCAAGACGUACCGGAGGAACCAGGACUGGCGGGACGAGCUCUCCCUGUUCACCGCCGGACUGCGCGUCAACAGGAACAACGCCAAGCUGUACAACAACGUGGGCCACGUGCUCGAGAACCGGUCCCAGCUGCAGGAGGCCCUGGCGUUCUUCCAGCAGGCAGCCAGGGUACAACCAGAUGAUAUAGGAGCACACAUCAACAUUGGGAGAGCGUUCAACAGCCUCAAGAUGUAUCCAGAAGCCGAACAUGCUUACCUCAAGGCGCGGUCCCUGCUGCCGCGGCGCCGGCCCGGAGCGGGGACGCACCAGUCGAGGGUGCCGCCCCACCACCUGACCGUACUGUUCAGCCUGGCCAACCUGGUGUCACGCGACCCGGCGAGGCUGGAGGAGGCUGACGCCUUCUACCGCGAGGCCAUCAGCAUGCGGGCCGACUACACCCAGGCCUACAUAAACCGUGGCGACGUGCUGGUGCGUCUGAACCGGACCCGAGAGGCGCAGCGCACCUACGAGACGGCGCUCUUCUACGACAACGAUAACCCGGACAUCUACUAUAACCUGGGUAUCGUGUACCUGGAGCAGGGCCGCCUGGCGCAGGCGCUGGCCCACCUGGACCGGGCGCUGGAGCUGGCCCCCGACCACCAGCAGGCGCUGCUCAACUCGGCCGCCAUAAUCCAGGAGUCGGGCGCGGCGCGACUACGGCCGACGGCACGGCUGCGUCUCCGGCGGCUGCUGCAGCUCACCCCGGCCGUGGUGGGAGCAGACAGAGUCCACUUCAACCUGGGCAUGCUGGCCAUGGACGAGCGCGACCUGCCCGCCGCCGAGACGCACUUCAGGAAGGCUGUGGAGCUCAGGCCCGACUUCGACAGCGCCCUGUUCAACCUGGCGCUACUGCUGAGUGACUCGGGCCGGCCUCUGGAGGCGGCGCCGUUCCUCCAUCAGCUGAUCAAGUACCAGCCCGAUCACAUCAAGGGACUCAUCCUGCUCGGAGACAUCUACGUCAGCGGAACGAAGGACCUGGACGCCGCAGAGCGAUGUUACGAGCACAUUUUGCGUCUGGACCCUGACCACGUGCAGGGUCUGCACAACCUGUGUGUGGUGUACGUGGAGCGAUCAGAGCUGGCCAGGGCCGAGCAGUGCCUGCUGCGAGCGGUUCACUUAGCCCCUCACGAGGAGUACAUCCAGAGACACCUGCGGAUCGUGCGGGAGCAGCGGCGGACAGCGGACUCCCAGGAGGCGCUGCCGCGCCCCGGUGGCGCCGGCGCUACCGCCCCGACCGGCCGGGCCGCCGGCAGCUGAGGGUCAGUUCAGCUGGAUUUUGUGUACAAUGCCGCUACCAACUUUAAAAAUAAACGGUCCGGUGGAUCAAUCAGGGUGUCAUUGCAAUGUAUAAGUAUCAUUACUCGACUUGUGGGUGGGAGUCUUUGUUCACAAAACCAGAAGUAAUGCCUAAC